Molecule: messenger RNA, 1096 nt
Organism: Macrosiphum euphorbiae (potato aphid)
Lineage: Eukaryota; Metazoa; Arthropoda; Insecta; Hemiptera; Aphididae
Source: the annotation of a GenBank genome assembly
AACGUUGAUUAGAUUUUUUUCAUUAAAAACUGCAGUUGCUCUUGAAUUAGCUGUAAAGUUAGGAACUUUACCUCAAGAUGCAUUAGUAACAGCACAUUUUAUUAAAAUAAUUGAUGAAUGGUUCACUUUGACAGCCUCAAAACUAAGAAAAACAUCAAUAACUAAAAAUAACAAAGAAUGUAAAUAUGAUUUUUUAGAGAAAGUUAUUACCUUAUUUGAGAAUUUAACUAUAGGAAAUGGUUGGAAACCUUUAAAUGUCGGUUUUAUAAUGUCAUCAUUGUCUUUGAUUGAUAUUGCAGAAACUCUAUUCAAUUGUGGCUUCGAUUUCUUGAUUUGUCAUAGAUUCACCCAAGAUGCAAUUGAAAAUGUUUUUUCUCAAAUUCGACGAAAAUCCGGAGCAACUCCUACAGCCACCCAGUGUCUCAGUGCAUUAAAAAUAAUAUCAGUUUCUCAAUUUAUUUCCGAUGUUAAAAGAAGUAGUUAUGUAACGGACAGUGAUACUUAUCUUAUAGAUUUUUUCCAGAAUCCCGAUUAUGAGAGUAUUCACAGUAAUAUUAAUAAUUUUAGUGACAUGUUUACACAUAACACUAGUAACCUUCCUAGUGAUGCAUUUGAAACAGAAACUAUCAACCAUAUAUUAACAUGCAUUAGUAAAAUUGAUCUAAACAGUUUAUAUCACAUUGCUGGAAGUACAACCAAUAUGUUGUUAAAACAUUGUUGUAAAGAAUGUGCGAUUAAGUUACAGCAAAAUGGACCUAAUGAUGAACUGUUUGAAAGUAUUAAGACAUACACCACAUUAUUGAAUAAAGGAGGAUUGAAACAUCCAUGCAUGGAACUAUUUCUAAUUGUUUGUAAUUGUGAAAUUCUCUAUGUUAAGUAUAAGACAUAUAUAAUACAUAACUCUUCUCAUAACUUAAUUAAUAAAAUUGUAAAUGAUUUAUGUAUUGAAUUUCCUACAUGUUUUAAAUCAUGUAAUAUUAAAGAAAGAAUCGUAAAACACUUUUUUACUGUAAGAUCUUAUGCUACAGUAAGCUUUUCAGUAAACUCAAAAAAAAGAAAGAAAAUAUAUGGCACAGCAACUGCUAAAAAAAGAUAA